UCACCAUGUUUGAGGUGAGAAACAUUCACAACUGAUUUCUAAUUUUGACUACUGAACCUUUCUUGGACUAACCAUGAAGUUAACUUUCCUACUCGCUUUCAUCCUACUGGGAGUUGUCUCUGCUGGGUAUGAUUCUGCCGGUUACUACUACUGCCAAAACGAAAGCAGGCAACCACCCCAUUAUAUGUGCGAUAACUACUGUGACUGCAGCUCUAAUACUGCCUAUGGUAAUGGUGCUUACUGCGAAGACGAAGACGCGGAAAUAUGUGCGGAUGCUGGUGGUGAUGCUGCAGAGGGUGAUGCUGCAGAGGGUGAUGCUGCUGCAGCGGAUGAUGAUGCUGCUGCAGCGGAUGAUGAUGCUGCUGAAGCGGAUGAUGCUGCAGAGGAUGCUGCUGAAGAAGAAGAUUCUGGGUUUUACUGUGCGGACGGAGACAGUGUUCCCUCACAUUACGUGUGUGAUAACGACUGUGACUGUGUGGGCUGUGAAGACGAGGAAUUCUGUGAAGAUGGUCUCGGAGUGACUAAGAUCAACCUUGGCAAUAUCUCAAUGCGUCUCAACUUGAAACAAGGCGGGGGACAGUACGGGGUCAUGACAACCCAACUUAUCCAAGGUAUCUUCUACUGCAUACUCCACCCUGGUGACUGCUUCUAAAAAGUAACGUCGGAUCAAGCUCGAAUUACACUUUGAAAGUUUUAUUUUAUCUUAUUAUCGCAA
Bolinopsis microptera is the source of this 715-nucleotide messenger RNA. RefSeq names its product low-density lipoprotein receptor-related protein 2-like. Bases 74 to 652 code for a protein of 192 amino acids. NCBI's taxonomy places the organism in Eukaryota, Metazoa, Ctenophora, Tentaculata, Lobata, Bolinopsidae. The transcript has 2 exons. The record is from RefSeq and is a predicted model, not a curated record.